CCCAGUCUCCACCGCAAUAAAACAUAUCCUCCUUUGUCCUUGCCGGGACCAGUUUUCCCGUUCCCGCCGCCGGAUUCUCUCGCCGGCCGAUCCAGAUCCUCCUUCUCCUCCUUCUUCGUCUUCUUCUAUAUUGUCUGCAAACACCCUUAACUCUCCAGAUCGUCUCGGAGGUUCCAGCAAUGGAUCAUCAAUGGCGUCCAAGACCAAUGCAAGGCAGCAUCUGCCCCGUCUGCUGUGUCCCCCACUUCCCAUUUUGCCCUUCGCCGCCCUCCUUUGGCCAAAGCCCCAGCUUCCCACUACCUCCAGGCCACCAAAGACCGGGAUUCGGCCCUUACCCGCCCCACCCAUGGAGGGGCCCGAGCGACGGGGUCGGCGAAGCGAGGAAUUGGCACCCGUACCCCAACCCAGGGAUGGAUGCCUACGGGCAGUUCCCGAUUCGUCCUCACAGCGAGAAUUUCGUGCCGGUGCCUCGUACUGGUGGUGGGAGCAAUGGGUUUGUCGGCGAAGCUGAGAGGAACUACAAAAGGAUGCGGACAGACAGUCGGGUUGCCACCGAAGAUGAGCGGAGGUUGAAGCUAAUCCGCGAACACGGGGGAGGUAACAGUGGCUCUGGUCUUGAGGUAGCUAGAUUAGGUAGUGAUGAUUCUUCUCCGGGUGCUGAAUUGGCCUCAGCAGACAAGGAGACUAGUAGAUUAGCUGAUACUGUGUCCGGUAGGAACGUGUCUUUUGUGUCUGGGGAGGAUGGUUUUGGCGUCGAAACACAAUCCUCCUUGCAAGUUUCACAGAAGCCACUGAGUAAUGAAUAUAGUAGUGGUAUCUCAAGGGACAAUUUUGUUUCGAAUUUUCGGCCCCAACAACCUUAUAGAUUGCCGUUUCCUGGUAUUGAUGUGAAGCAGUCGUUUGAUGGUACUCAUGAUCCGUCUGAUUAUCGAUAUUUCCCAGGAAUCACUCAAUAUGCUGCUCCUAGUUUAAAAGCUCAUUCCCUGCCGCUACCUAGGAUGUCUAGUUCUUUGUUCCCGGUUCAUGUCAAUACAUCAGGAACGCCGCUUUCUUAUCCUUCUGCACCUGAAACUAUCCCCGUUCAAUCUUAUCAUCAUUAUAAUAAACAGCUUCCAAAUGCUCCUAAUGGAUUUACUCACGAGGAAUAUGGAGCUGCAAAAGAGGAUUUCUCUAUGCAGUACAUUGGCAACACUCCUCCUCAUCCUCAUCCUCAUCCUCAUCCAUCACAGCAAUUACCUUCACAGAAGCCAAAAGUCAUUGAUGCUUCCCACAUAUUUAGGCCACCAAAUCGAGCUGCUCGCCCUGAUCAUUUUGUUGUAAUCCUUAGAGGGCUUCCAGGUAGCGGAAAGACCUACUUGGCUAAAAUGUUGCGCGACCUUGAGGUUGAAAAUGGCGGUGCUGCUCCACGCAUAUACUCCAUGGAUGAAUACUUUAUGACUGAAGUUGAGAAGGUGGAGGAGGUUGAUUCUUCAAAGUCAUCAGGGAAUGUAAGAGGCAAGAGACCUGCAACAAGGAAAGUGAUGGAAUAUUGUUACGAACCUGAAAUGGAGGAGGCUUAUCGUGGGAGCAUGUUAAAAGCAUAUAGCAAGACUGUUGAAGAGGGGGUAUUUACUUUCAUUAUUGUGGAUGACCGCAAUCUGCGGGUAGCUGAUUUUGCUCAGUUUUGGGCAAUUGGAAAGAAAUCUGGCUAUGAAGUGUACGUUCUAGAAGCCACAUAUAAGGACCCGGAGGGCUGUGCUGCGAGGAAUGUGCAUGGUUUUACCCUUGAUGACAUCCAGCAGAUGGUUGGAAAGUGGGAAGAAGCUCCAGCCUUAUACCUCCAACUUGAUGUCAAGUCUCUAUGCCAUGGAGAUGAGCUGAAGGAAAGUGGGAUUCAAGAGGUGGAGAUGGACAUGGAAGAUGAGGACGAUGAAGGUCCUUCUGCAAUAGAAGGAAAGUUGCUUGAAAAGUGCAAUGAUGCUCCUCUGGAUGAUGAUGCUCCAUCAGAAGAUCAUCCGAAGGAGGGGGAGGGAUGGGAAGUUGAAGGAGACCAUUCCAAAGUAGUACGAGACUUGGGUCGGAGCAAGUGGUCAGAAGACCCAGAAGAGCACGACAAUGAAGGUGCUGCAGACGUGAAGGAUACUCUGUCUGUGUCAAGCUUGGAUCAAGCUUAUAGCAAAAAGAAGAGAAAAUCUGUUCGUUGGGGAGACAAGGCAGGAGAUACUGGGUUCUCGAUUAUUGCCGCAAAGAGGUCGAACUCGUCGUCCCUAGUGAUAGGACCAGGGGCUGGGUACAACUUGAAGUCCAACCCGUUACCCAAAGAAGCUAGCACAGCCAGCACGCACAGUCCUAUCGAGCCAAAGAAACAGAGGACAUUCCAAGAGCGGCGUAAGGCGGAGAGGGAGUCGUUCAAAGCUGUCUUCGACAGGAGGCGCACCAAAUUGGUGGCUUCCAGCCCGAUGAAGAUUAGUCAAUAGAUCUCUAGUAGUCCACUAUACCUUAUUAGUUGCUCCCCAGUGCAUAUGGGUUCCCCGCCAACUCUUGUUAUUGAAUCAUCAACCGAUGACCAAGAAGGGUCAGAGCUCAAGGACAGGGAACAGCUGUUCGGAUUAAGGUCGGCGGGCAGCCAUCUUCUCUGCCAUACGAUCACUGCAAGGCACACUGCAGAGAAACAAUCAUCUUAUGAGUUAGAGGGCCUUUUUAUUGAUGUAUCUCUAUUCAGAGAAAACGUUUUUAUCCGUGAAAUGCUCGGUUAACCCGAGCUGAUGUUCGUGAUGACAUUUGAGCCAUAUAAUGUCAGCUCUUGCACUUGCACUGACUCA
Messenger RNA from Punica granatum (pomegranate), 2801 nucleotides. The record is from RefSeq and is a predicted model, not a curated record. Lineage: Eukaryota; Viridiplantae; Streptophyta; Magnoliopsida; Myrtales; Lythraceae.